GUGCUUUUGAAAUAAAAGCUUGCGAAACUUUUCAUUUUGAACGAUAAAUCUUAAACCGCAAGUGCACGGUGAACUUGAAUAUUAAUUAAGUUCUUACACAAUUGGACAUUUAUAAUUACUUGAUGGUUUGUCCGCAUUUUGGUAUAAAAAUACUGAACCAGUCAACACGCACAGCACGACAAUCAGCCAGGAUGCUUGAAAUGGAUUCGAGAAUCUCUCUCCAGUCCCUCCCGGACUCUGAUGUUUUUUCACCAUGCUCAAUAGACCAUCAAGAUGUAUUUAUGUACGAUGAUGACAAGCAUGGACCAAGAUGUGGGAUGGAUGGUUCAGACAGCCCGACCUUUCUUGAUAUUUCAAACAGUAAAUCCGCAUCUAUUCCAGAAAUUAAAACAGAACCCGACACUGACACCCUAAUGAGCUGGACACAAAAACACCCCGAGCACUGGUCUCAAAACGAAAUCUUAGACUGGAUCUAUUUUGUUGCUAGUACAAUAGAUGUAGACCCGACUACCAUAAGAGGUGAAGGGUUCCAAAAUAUUACUGGACCCGAACUAUGCCGAAUGACGCUUGAUGACUUUCAAAGGCGGGAUCCAGUCAACGGAAAAUGUUUCUUUGAUAUGUUUAGAUCCCUUCACAGAGAUGCUUUUUUCAUUGAACCAGCCGACUGUGACUACACAUCGUCAACCUCUUCCAUGUUACAUCUUCAACAUGAGGUUAAACAGGAACCAAAAUACAACCCCUGUCCAUAUUCCAGUCAGGAGGAGAAUUUUGUAACAACUGGGCAAGGUAAUGACUUACAAGUGCUGCUAGGUACUGACUGGUAUGAUAUUGACACAUGUGUUGAAAUCAAUGACGAGGCCCUUGAGAAAAUCUCCCGCCAAAUUUUCCCACAUCCCGAUUACGGAUACGGAAGUUCCGAAUAUGGCAGUUCCGAUUCAGAAUCGAUUAGCGACACUUCUGAAAACACAAUGGAUUUGUAUACAAGACUACAUGGUCGAAACGACUCUACUGGAUCUGACGUAAUGUCAGAUGAUGAUUAUGUCCCAUACCCGGAACCAACCAAAAAGAAACCAGCUACCAAGAGGAAAGUGUCAAAACCGGGUGAGCAGCAGAAACCACAAAAUCGUGGCAGGAAACCGGGCCAAAUUUCCAAAGGAAAUCAUCUCUGGGAAUUCAUCCGUGAUUUGCUCAAGGAUCCAAAAUCAAAUCCACACCUUCUACGCUGGGAAGAGCAGGAGACUGGUGUUUUCCGUUUUGUCCAAAGCGAGGCUGUUGCUCAAAUGUGGGGCAGGAAGAAAAACAAUCCGGGAAUGACGUAUGAAAAAUUGAGCAGAGCAAUGAGGUUUUGUCGGACAGCUGGCUACUUCGCGGAAGUGCCAAAAACGGGCAAAUUUCCAAAGAAAUUGUGCUUCCGUUUUGGCGAGAAAGCUUUCGGCUGGAAGGACUAAAAGCACGGGAUGCUUUAGAUAUUAUUACAAGAGAGGGAUCCUGGAUAGGGUUGAUGGACGACGCCUUGUGUACAAGUUUGGAGUUAACUCGCAUGGUUGGAAAUAAAUUAAACCAAAUGCAUUCAAGAUCUCCCAUUGUAUCACAGCCAGUCAGCCGGUCUCAAGUGCUGCAUAGGCCAAAUUGUCUCCCAUCCCUACAAACAAUUUAUUGGAAAAACACAAUACGAACUCUCUUCUAGGCCAAAGUCCUCAAUUUAAAAUCUGGUUGCAGGCCACUAAAAGGCAAAGAAGGCAAAUGAGGGACGAAGAGUCGUGACGUCAUUGUAGUCCGAUCGCUAGCUGUACACGUCAGAAAACAAUUACAUUUGACGUGAUUUUAAAAAAAAGUGCUUCAAACAUAAAUUUUCAUCAUAUUUGUUUCGUCACGAAACGUGACACGUGUCAUUAGAUGACGUUUAUUACGUUGUCAAUCAUAAUUCCUUAUUUUAUUGUCAUUUCAAUCAAUCAUACCAUUCUGGAAUGUAAUUCCUUCAUGAAAUCGAAUCUCUAAUAGGAUAUGUUAUUUCAAACUGCAUAGUUAUAAAUAUACAAGCAAAAUGGUUUCUUAUCCAUGACAAAUUAAAAAGAAAGCAAUGACAAUGAAAAAAGGACCGAUAAAUAAUAACAAAUUCUGCUUUGCUACUUAAUGUAAAUACUUAAAACAAAAAUGCUGUUGUAUAUAUAAGAACUAACAUUUUUCAACAACUUUGUAAUAUAUUGUUGGCGAAGAUAAUAUAUAUCAAAUUAUUAUAUUAUUAUUUGUAGAUCUACUAAAAAGUGUUGUUCUCAAAGCAGGUAGAAGAAUAUCUUCGGUUAUAGUGUGCAAAUGAUAAAGAAAACACCCACAAAAAGCAGAAAGUAGUCUUGAGAAUUUACUGAAAAUGUUGUUUAUAUUUUAACAUCCAUUUUCAUAUUGUUUUUUAUUUUUUUAAAAAGUUAAAUGGAAAUUAGAAGCAAUACAAAAGUAUCCCAAUUUGCACAAUUCAUUUUUUUCAAGAUUCCUUAUUCAUAUAUUCAGAUAAACUUUAUGGGUAUAUUUUUGGGCAUUGCAUACGUUGAUGUUCUAUAAAGACAAGUGGCGGAUCCCGGCUUCAUUGCAGGGAACCAGGUAUAAACCAAAGUACACCAAAUGUGUUUGACUCCGCCACAAAUUAUGUUUGUAUAACUAGGCCUCCGGGUUAGUGCAAUAUCAAAUGAAUUAAUAUAUGUACAACUUUCUUAUUUGUAAUAAUGAUGUUACAAAAAUUAUAUUGUUUUAAUAUUACUAGUGUAAGUUGUAAUUGUAAAAUGUUUAUAUUUUUGUACGUAAAAUUGUGAAAAAAAUAAAUAUGUUAAAUCCA
Ruditapes philippinarum (Manila clam) is the source of this 2827-nucleotide messenger RNA. RefSeq names its product ETS homologous factor-like. Lineage: Eukaryota; Metazoa; Mollusca; Bivalvia; Venerida; Veneridae. Gene Ontology annotation, biological process: regulation of transcription by RNA polymerase II; cell differentiation. Gene Ontology annotation, cellular component: nucleus. The record is from RefSeq and is a predicted model, not a curated record. The coding region runs from base 123 to 1448 and encodes 441 amino acids. The transcript is spliced from 10 exons. Gene Ontology annotation, molecular function: sequence-specific DNA binding; DNA-binding transcription factor activity, RNA polymerase II-specific.